This is a messenger RNA of Scleropages formosus (Asian bonytongue), 2075 nucleotides long. RefSeq names its product X-ray repair complementing defective repair in Chinese hamster cells 4 (gene xrcc4). Gene Ontology annotation, cellular component: DNA ligase IV complex; DNA-dependent protein kinase-DNA ligase 4 complex; nucleus. The transcript has 8 exons. Gene Ontology annotation, molecular function: DNA binding. NCBI's taxonomy places the organism in Eukaryota, Metazoa, Chordata, Actinopteri, Osteoglossiformes, Osteoglossidae. The record is from RefSeq and is a predicted model, not a curated record. Bases 627 to 1760 code for a protein of 377 amino acids. Gene Ontology annotation, biological process: positive regulation of ligase activity; response to X-ray; immunoglobulin V(D)J recombination.
GAGCUUAGUACAAUCAACAUAAUGCUCUCUGAAGUAGAAACAAAACAUACCCGUGGCACAGUAUUCGAACAGUGUGAGUUGUCCAGGGACGAGCCCAAAUGUAAAGUCGUACGAAUGCCUCCAAAUGUAAUAUUUUCAACAAAUAAUACCUUCAAUAAGGAACAAGACUCUUGGUUCCUCUGCAAGAACAUGUGGAAGGGCGUUGAAAAGAUUGUUUGCAUUAGAAUUCCCCCACGUCUAAUUAAAACAGCAGAAAAGCUGUGAGGCAACAUAUGUAAACAUAAUGAACUGUACAUACUGCUGGGAUCUCCAGUAAACACCGGGGACCACCAUCUCCAUCCAGCCUCCUCCCAUUUUAAAAAGUGACAAAACCCGGUCGACACAAUGGACCUUAAGAGUCUUCUAAAAGCUUUGUCUCUGCGAUGUUAGGAAUCAUUUACUCAGAAUGAUAUGAAAACGGUGUGUGUGUGUUUGUGUUUUAUCUCUCUGCCCCCCUUGGCCUGAGAAUAAGCUCAUUCAUGGUGAUGAAUAAGGCCAUUCAUGGCAAACGUACCCUUCGGAAAAAGCCAGCGCAAUAACAAAUUUGCUGUUCCUGAAGUGACCCCAGCGGUCCCUAAUGGAGAUGGAUGAGUCCGAGCCCCGAGCGGCGUCCCCAGCCCGUCGCUGCGACUACUGACCCACAGCAGCUGGUGGGUUUGCCAUCGGGAGCGAUGAGCGUCAGCGUGUGUCAAAUCAGGGUCACCUCGGAGCCCCAGCGCACCUUCUUUCUGAAGCUGGACUCGGGCGACGACCUGGGUGCUGGUUUUGUACUCGUUCUGUGUGACGGCGUCUCGGCUUGGGGUGGCGAAGUGUCAGAGGAAGAUGUGACCCGGGAGGCUCGUGAGCUCGAGAUGGAGAGGGAAAAGUAUGUCGAGGACCUCUGGUUGGCCCUGGCUGGAAAGGGUCAGAAAGGGGACCACACCUUCCACCUGUCCUCCAGCAGCCCCAACAGCGGGACUCUUCACCUGUCCUACGAGAAGGUGCAGAAGAACAUCUCGUUUAGACUUGGACUGGUGGAGCUACAAGAACUACCUGAGCCUGUGGAGGUCGUCAAGGACCUCAUUAUCCAUGGCCUGGAGAAGAGCACCAAGCUGCAGGCCACCAACGAACAGCUCGAGGAGGAGAACGAGAUGCUGAGACGGGAACAGACUCGCAUCACCUCUGAGCUGGAGAGGUAUGUCCAGGGUAAGGAGCUGUUGGAGAGAGACCUCUACAGCCGCUUUGUCCUGGUGCUCAAUGAGAAGAAGGCAAAAAUGAGGAGGCAGCAGGAGGAAAUAAAGCAGCUGCAGGACAAGUUAGAGGAGUUAAGGGAGGCAGCACUAGAGAAGAAAAAGGCCCCCCAUUGGAGUGCAGGGUCGGCCAGCAUCUCGCCCCCCAUUGAGGACACCUAUGGUGCCAGCACAGAUGAGGAAGGGAAGGAGAGCCCCCCUCGGUCCCUGGCUCCUGAGCAGCCCAUUUAUGCUGUAGAAGAACCUGGCCCCGCAUCCGUGGAUGACAACCUGCAUGACAUCACCGAUGUAGCUCCGUGUCGCCGGCGUCGGCAGCGGCACCUCCAAGGCCCCUCCGGUGAACUCAAGAAAGAGCAUGGAAAGGCUCAAAAGAAAAGGAAGGAGUCCACAGAAGACAAAACCAAGAUGGAUUCCAAAGUGGACGUGUUUCAUCAGCCUGCAGCCAAAACCGCAGACCAUCUAGAAGCAGAUAAACUAUUUGAUGACAUGUAACCAGUUCAUGUCCACUGCUCUGGUGCUCAGGAUGUACUGCAUGGUUCCCCUAACUAUGUUUUUUUUUUUUACUUUUUUUGUUUAAAUCUGAGUGGUUCUCUGGACAAAUCAGGAGGAAAAUUGUAGUGUAAAUAGUGAGAGGAGGUUACCUUAUACAUUCUGGAUAAUAAACUGUUCUAUUCAUUGUGAUGACUUCUUCCUGAAAUAUUUCCUUACGUGUACAGAGUAAGCUUUUUAAUAACAGUUAUUGCUGAGAGGGAAGUGAUACAAGAGUUGCUUGUAAUUAUAUUUUUGUACAAGAAUAAACAGAUGCAG